AUGAAGAAUUUUAUAAUUAUAUAUGCAUCUAUAGUACGAUUUAGAGACAAGAUACCUAUUUUUACUUACUAUAUUAAAACUGAAUCAGAAUUAAGAGUAGAGAUAGUGCGUUCUUUAAAUUUAUUUUUUCAAUCUAGUUCUAUAGGAGCAUUUCCAGAUACAUUUCCAUUUGAGCAUGGAAUAAUAUAUUCUAUAUACAACAAAAACUUGACAUUAAUUUAUAUCAUUAUAACAAAAAAAGGAGAAAUACCCGACAAAUAUGCUUUUUCGUUUUUAGAUGAAUGUAUAAAUAAAUUAGAAAAUAAAAUAGAUUAUAAAAAUUUGCAUAAUCUACCAAAGAAUAAUUAUUCCAGAACAUUUAAAAGUUUUUAUCAGAAUUUAAUUAAAAAAUAUAAUGCUGAAUAUAUGAAUAAUUUUGAAAGACUUGAUAAAAAAAUUGUCAGAAUAUUAUCAACUAUACAUAAAGGGAUAGAAACAUCAUUAAAAAAUAAAGACAAUUUAUCAAAAUUAGAAAGUAGAUUAAAUAGUUUAGCUAUUAAUGCAAAAAUUGUAAGUUUUGAAUUAUUGUAA
Molecule: messenger RNA, 570 nt
Organism: Plasmodium relictum
Lineage: Eukaryota; Apicomplexa; Aconoidasida; Haemosporida; Plasmodiidae
Exons: 4
Coding region: 1-570 (189 amino acids)
Source: RefSeq, a predicted model, not a curated record